Odocoileus virginianus texanus is the source of this 3034-nucleotide messenger RNA. RefSeq names its product leucine rich repeat containing 20 (gene LRRC20). NCBI's taxonomy places the organism in Eukaryota, Metazoa, Chordata, Mammalia, Artiodactyla, Cervidae. The record is from RefSeq and is a predicted model, not a curated record. Gene Ontology annotation, molecular function: protein binding.
GAAGCUGGUAGGGCCGGACUGAUGGAUAGAUCAGGUGCUCUGAAGGCCGAGCUAGAUGUCGCCUGGGCUCUGGGCCCCUCAGGAGGAGGUUCCUUUGUGAGCAGCAGACCAGCCUAGUGGCUGGUGAUAGGAUACCCGCAUCUGCAUGCUGAGGAAGAUGGGUGAGGCCGUGGCCAGAGUUGCGAGGAAGGUCAACGAGACCGUGGAAAGCGGCUCCGACACCCUGGACCUGGCCGAGUGCAAGCUGGUUUCCUUCCCCAUCGGCAUCUACAAGGUCCUGCGAAAUGUCACCGACCAGAUUCACCUCAUCACGCUGGCCAACAACGAGCUCAAGUCCCUCACCAGCAAGUUCAUGACCACGUUCUGUCAGCUCCGAGAACUCCACCUGGAAGGGAACUUCCUGCACCGCCUUCCCAAUGAGGUCAGCACCCUGCAGCACCUCAAGGCCAUUGAUCUGUCCCGGAACCAGUUUCACGACUUCCCUGAGCAGCUCACCACCCUGCCUGCACUGGAGAACAUCAAUCUGGAAGAGAAUGAGAUUGUGGACGUGCCCGUGGAGAAGCUGGCUGCCAUGCCUGCCUUGCACUGCAUCAACCUGCGCUUCAACCCGCUGAACGCCGAGGUGCGCGUCAUCGCCCCACCACUCAUCAAGUUCAACAUGCUUAUGUCUCCAGAGGGCGCCCGGGCGCCCCCACCCUAGGCCUGCCUCCUCAUGCCCACCCAGCAAGGGACGGAGGCCACCUGGCCUGGCGCCCUAGGGGAGGGAGUCCCAUGGGCCUGUGUGAGGCCAAGCUUGGGGGGCUGGGGACGGGUGGGCUGAGUAGCGCGCGGUGGGAGGGUGCCGCGGUCCCAGGUAGAUAGCGUAGAGCGGUAGUGGGCCCUGGAGUACCUGGAUGGAGGAGGCGAGGAGGGGCUUGGAGCCCAGGCAACCGGCACUCAGCUUCUGUGCAAACCUGGGCAGGUCCUCUGAGCCUUACAAUUUGAGAAAGGGGUCAAUGGCAGGGGCUUUUGCCUCCUUUUGACUCCUUGAAGGCUUUUGGCAGAACACAUACCUCCAAGUUACCUGCAAGUCAUCAGUACCUUCUGGGCCCAUGGAUGAGCAUUGCUGCGCACUUUCUGGGCCCUUGUGGGUUUGAGGUCUUGUUUCUAGUGCUGAGAGCCAGCAGCUGCCCUGAGAGUGACAGAAGACAACCUCCAUCUAUUUAUUGUCUCCUGAAGACUGACCUGGAUGAGGCCCUCCACUGUGCCCCAUCCUCAGCCCUCUGGGCCCCUGGAUUGGCGCGAACUGGAACUAGGCAUCACGGGAAAGCUGCAGACAGAGUGUGGCCCAGCGCUGAGGCACGGCUGAGAAAGUGUGUAGGGGCCCAGCGACCAGUGGGGGCAUAUCGAGUAGGCCCUGUGCUUCCCCAUGACUAAGAAGUCAGUGGGGCUGGAAGUCCAGACUGCUGCAUCCCUCCCCCGUGGUGACCGGGUUUGCCUGGCAUCAGUCCUGCUGCAGGAAUGACAGCCCAGAGAGAAACACAGACAUUCGCACCUGUGCCACGCUCAACACAGUCGCCCUCAGACAGUUGUCUGGCUGCCUUGUCAUUGGUCCACAUGGGGGCAGAAGGCACCAUGGACCCCUGGAUUUGUGACCAGUUCCCAGGCUGCCACCACCCAGAGCCCUGAUGACCUAGUCAUCUCUAGGCCCUCGAUCUGGAGUCUAGGGUGUGGCCAGGAAAUUGUGUGACCAGCCAUCUCUGUGUGCCCGGGACUGAGGGGUUUCCUGGGACGUGGGACUUUGAGCGCUAACACUGGGACAGCACCCAGCAAACGGGCAACUGGUCCCUCCAUGGGGCCUGGGCUCUGGCGUCCUGACCACACCUGUGGUUUGGACAGCUGCUGACCCCAUGAUCCCCAGAUAUAUCUACCUCCCACCUUCUCAUCUGUGGAGCAAGCAGACUCAGAGCCCAGAGCCCACCUGGCCUGGUCUACAGGAGACAGCUGAGGCCUCAGGGGUCUGCAGCAAGCCACACUACCCAGUCUACAUCUGUAGACUAGUGGCCCUCUUCCCGUCCUGAGGUUAGGCUGUUCACAGCUCAGACCACUGCUCAGAGCACUAACCGUUUCUCAGAAUGCUCCCAGACCCAUUCCUCCUCCCUGGCUCCACGGCCUACCCCUGCCCAGGCCUUCGGUCUCGGCAAGAGGCUGACUGACUGGGCCACUGUUGGCCCAUUGCUGAAUGAUCAGUGUUUGCUCUGCUCAUCUUUCAAGGCCUGGUUGGUGAAGCUCUGGGGGAGAGUGUUUUCAGGUUGAGGAGGCCGAAAUGGGAUCUUUUAGGGCUUUGGAGUUAAGCUGUGGAUGGUGGGGACGAGUGAGCCUGUAGUCCAGCCCAGGCUGAUUGGGAUACCCUAGACUGUGUCCUGGAGUGGGGUUUUUCCUUGUCAAAGAAGGGGUGCACUUUUCCGAUAUGCAGGAAGACACUGUAUAGCCAGAGCCUUGCAGCUCAAGUGUGGUCUGUGGGCCUGCAGAGUUGGCAUCCAUGGAAGCUCAAUAGAAAUGCAGAAUCCCAGGCCCUAUUCUAGACUUCUGGAACCAGAAACUGCAUUUCAGAAGAGCUGAUUUCCACAAGCAGGGGCCUGGGGCGAUCCUGGGGACAUUCUCAGAGAAGAGGGUGAAGGUUCUCGGCUCUCCCUCUGCACCAUCAGUGGAGUCUGAGUCUGCUCAUGCCCCUCUAAGCCAGCCCCCAGAGACCCUGGGCCCCUUCUAUCUUUCCAGAGGCUGUGCGGUGCUCCCAGUGAAGGGACUGACCCAAAGCCGCCAGGAGAGGAAAGCUGGCUUUGCCUGGCCUUCCUGGGUAACUUCUACUGCUUCCCCAGGUUGUCACCUAAGGCCCUUAGACAGGGUGGCUUCUGGAAGCUGUUUUCUACUCUGCUUGGAGAGUUUGCCCAUGCCUGCUGGAAAAGCUUGGGCAGUCAGAGAAGGCCCCAAAUCAAAGCCCACUGUGUGAGUGAGCCCUUUGCUUCAGUCUGCAAUAAAGAAUGCAUUGGUUUCA